AAAGCACGCGGAUCGUCUCGAAAUAUAUUAUACAGAUUAUUCACCGGUCAUGUAACAUCGUCAAAUCUCAUUUUGCUGUAAAUCUCCAUCUCCGAUCAAUUUAAACAGAUCUAACAGAAACGAUGUCGGGAAGAGGAAAGGGAGGAAAGGGACUGGGAAAGGGAGGAGCUAAGAGGCACAGGAAAGUGCUGAGGGAUAACAUCCAAGGCAUCACCAAGCCCGCGAUCCGUCGUCUCGCCCGCAGAGGUGGCGUCAAGCGUAUCAGCGGCCUGAUCUACGAGGAGACCAGAGGAGUUCUCAAGAUCUUCCUCGAGAACGUCAUCCGCGACGCCGUCACCUACACCGAGCACGCGCGCAGGAAGACUGUUACUGCUAUGGAUGUGGUCUAUGCUCUCAAGAGGCAAGGACGCACUCUCUACGGGUUCGGCGGUUAAUCAACGAGUGGUUGGGGGAUUAGGGUUGUUAAAUUGUAGCUAAAUCUUUAGCAAUCUUGUGCUGUUAAGUUCUCAAUUGAAAGUGGUGAUGUCUUUGUUACUUUGGUCGUGUAAUAUGAAUCCAAACUCGAAGUUUAACUUUCA
Molecule: messenger RNA, 578 nt
Organism: Raphanus sativus (radish)
Lineage: Eukaryota; Viridiplantae; Streptophyta; Magnoliopsida; Brassicales; Brassicaceae
Product: histone H4
Exons: 2
Coding region: 123-434 (103 amino acids)
Biological process (GO): nucleosome assembly
Cellular component (GO): nucleosome
Molecular function (GO): structural constituent of chromatin; protein heterodimerization activity; DNA binding
Source: RefSeq, a predicted model, not a curated record